AUGGCAUUAGUAGUUUUUUUUGCAGUUUGUGAUUUGUUAUUAAGUUACCGAUGGAAUGUAUUCGACAGAUGGGUAUUUCAUUUUGCCCACCUCCGUCAACUCCCUGAUUUGGUUCCUUACAUGCCAACAGAAAACCCUAGACUACGUGAUACUGCUUAUGAGGUUGCCCUUGUGGCAUUGGCUACAAAUUCAUCUUAUCAUAAGGAUCUCUUGUCCACUGUGAAAUCAUGGCCAUCUGUAAUUUAUUCUGCAUUACCUGUAAUUUCAGCCAUCAAACCUCAGCUCAAUACUUCAUCCAUGACCGAUUCGCUCAAGGAGGCAUUGGCAGAGUUGUAUGUUAUUGCUGGGCAAUAUGAUAAAGCAUUUUCAUUUUAUGCUGAUCUUAUGAAACCAGAACUCUUUGAUUUCAUUGAUAAAUAUAACCUACAAGAUUCAAUCCAUGAAAAGGUUGUCCAAUUGAUGAUGUUGGAUUGCAAGCGUGCAGUUCCUUUAUUGAUCCAGCAUAGGGACUUAAUAAGUCCACAAGAAGUUGUGAAGCAACUUCUAAAUGCUGAUGUUAAGUGUGACUGCAGAUACUUUUUACAUUUGUAUCUCCAUUCACUAUUUGAAGUAAAUCCGCAUUGCAGGCUUCCUUUUGUUUGGGAGCUAAGGUAGAACUCUAUGCAGAUU
Molecule: messenger RNA, 669 nt
Organism: Arachis ipaensis
Lineage: Eukaryota; Viridiplantae; Streptophyta; Magnoliopsida; Fabales; Fabaceae
Source: RefSeq, a predicted model, not a curated record